CAACUCAGAAAGUAACCGUGAUCAGAGGCAAAUUUAAAAGAAAUAUAUCCUAUGGAAAGCACAAAGAAGCUGUCAAGUAUAUUCCUAUUGAAGACAGUCAAAUUAUUCAAGAAUGGGAAUUUAUUGUGGGCUAA
Molecule: messenger RNA, 134 nt
Organism: Dentiscutata erythropus
Lineage: Eukaryota; Fungi; Glomeromycota; Glomeromycetes; Diversisporales; Gigasporaceae
Source: the annotation of a GenBank genome assembly